This is a messenger RNA of Acomys russatus (golden spiny mouse), 1432 nucleotides long. RefSeq names its product testis specific serine kinase 4 (gene Tssk4). Gene Ontology annotation, molecular function: ATP binding; tau-protein kinase activity; protein serine/threonine kinase activity. Bases 293 to 1300 code for a protein of 335 amino acids. NCBI's taxonomy places the organism in Eukaryota, Metazoa, Chordata, Mammalia, Rodentia, Muridae. The record is from RefSeq and is a predicted model, not a curated record. The transcript is spliced from 4 exons. Gene Ontology annotation, biological process: intracellular signal transduction; microtubule cytoskeleton organization; protein phosphorylation. Gene Ontology annotation, cellular component: cytoplasm.
UUCAUCUCCAGCCUUGUGGCCAAUGAUGAGUAAAGGUGUAUGGAACAUGGGGCCUUGGAAGUUCUGUAACUAAGACAUGGCAGUAACAACAGCCAAGACAAAAAGAAUGUUCCUUUCUUUCCCCUUCUAAGUUCUUAGUGAAGGGUUGAGCCCAGCAUCCCAGACUGGUGUGACUAGGUAAACAUUAGGAGACUAACUUCACUUGGGUACCCCCCCCCUUCAGAGGCUCAAGGUGGCUUCUUAGUAAACAGAGGCUAAGUAUCGAAGCUCCCCACUGUGCAAGCCCAACACCAUGGGGAAGGGAGACAACUCGGAAACGACAUCAGUUACCCCAGCCUAUCGCUCUGUCAUGGAGGAGUAUGGUUAUGAGGUGGGCAAGGUCAUUGGCCAUGGCUCCUAUGGAACUGUAUAUGAGGCUUACUACACAAAGCAGAAAGUCAUGGUGGCUGUGAAGAUCAUCUCAAAGAAGAAGGCCUCGGAUGACUAUCUUAACAAGUUCCUACCGCGUGAGAUACAGGUAAUGAAAGUCUUACGGCACAAGCACCUCAUCAACUUCUAUCAGGCCAUUGAGACCACAUCCCGAGUCUACAUCGUCCUGGAGCUGGCUCAGGGCGGUGAUGUCCUGGAGUGGAUCCAGCGAUAUGGGGCCUGCUCUGAGACCCUUGCUGGCAAGUGGUUCUCCCAGAUGGCCUUGGGCAUCGCCUACCUGCACAGCAAGGGCAUCGUGCACCGCCUGACCCCCAGCCUUUCUGCUGCUGGUAGGGACUUAAAGUUGGAGAACCUGUUGCUGGACAAGCGGGAGAACGUGAAGAUUUCGGACUUUGGCUUCGCCAAGAUGGUGACGUCUAACCAGCCUGUGCGUAGUAGCCCUUCCUACCGCCAAAUGAACCUCAGCCAGACCUACUGUGGCAGCUUUGCUUACGCCUGCCCAGAGAUCUUGCUAGGCUUGCCCUACAACCCUUUCCUGUCUGACACGUGGAGCAUGGGCGUCAUCCUCUACACUCUAGUGGUCGCACGGCUGCCUUUUGAUGACACCAAUCUCAAGAAGCUGCUGAGAGAGACUCAGAAGGAGGUCGCUUUCCCUCCUAACCUCACCGUCUCCCAGGAGUGCAAGAACCUGAUCCUCCAGAUGCUACGCCAAGCUACCAAGCGUGCCACCAUCCUGGAUGUCCUCAAGGACCCCUGGAUGCUCAAGUUUGAGCCUGAACAACCCACACAUGAAAUCAGGCUGCUAGAGGCCAUGAGUCAGCCCACCACCAGCACUACUAGUCAGCACCAAUCCUUGGAAAUCACAACUUGAAAGUGGCUGAGGCAGGAAGCUAAGGAGAAAAGCAGGAGGGUCUGGGGGGAAAUCUUUUAUAUAAAAAUAAAUCUGUUUCAUCAUAUAGGGUCAAAGACAUUUUUUCCUCAAGAGAGUCUUUUUUGUUUGGUU